AUGGAAGAAAAAUUAAUAGAAGCCGUUAGACUUCGUGAACUUUUAUAUGAUACUAGUCAUGAGGACUAUAUGAGGACCAAAUUAAAGACUGAAAAGUGGAGUGAAAUCGCUAAUGAAGUCGGUAUGAAAACUGGAACCGAAGCAAAGGCGUUAUGGGAGAAAUUAAGGCAAUCCUUAAGAGACGCGAUUAGGCGCCAACAAAAGAGUUACAAAAGUGGGGCACCAGCAAAAUCCAUCAAGGAAUGGAGGUUCCACAAGCAGAUGGGGUUCCUGCAGCCCUACAUGGCUAACAAAUCGAGGGAAGGAAACCUCCCUGAAGAAGAUGAUGUAAUCAUGACCCAAGAUUCCACAGAGGUGGACAAUGAAACUGUGAACAUACAAGACGAAAGAGUAGGAGAUGAUGAAAUACAAAUUCUUCCAGAUAACUCAGUUUCAGUGCCACCUUCAUCAACCUCGACAUUAAAGACGACUCCAAGAUCAACUAAAAAAAAAUAA
Messenger RNA from Anoplophora glabripennis (Asian longhorned beetle), 495 nucleotides. RefSeq lists its product as uncharacterized. The transcript is spliced from 2 exons. The record is from RefSeq and is a predicted model, not a curated record. Gene Ontology annotation, cellular component: transcription regulator complex; nucleus. NCBI's taxonomy places the organism in Eukaryota, Metazoa, Arthropoda, Insecta, Coleoptera, Cerambycidae. The coding region runs from base 1 to 495 and encodes 164 amino acids. Gene Ontology annotation, biological process: regulation of transcription by RNA polymerase II.